AUGUCCCGGAUAGAAGAGCAAUUCAGCGAGUCGGAUGACGGCAAGGUUGACGAGCCGUACGACGAAAAGUACGAGGCGCCGACCCUCGAUACCUUCAACACCCUCAACACCCUGGCCCCUACUCACGACUCCAAUGGCGGCAUGACCCCGACUAAUCAGCGGGCUGAGGCUAACCGUCUCAACGACGACCUCGAGUUGCUUCGCGCUGAGCGUCUGGUCUCUAACCAAGAGCAUGACCAAGCGUCCAAGGCCCGGACGAGGAAUAGGCAUCACAACCCCGAGCCUGAGGACGCUUUCAACCAGCACAACGUGGAGCCCGUGCUGGAGAAGAAAAAGAACACGGAUGCUGCGCUCUAUAAACUGUGGCUAUUCAUCAGCAAAUUCCCUCGAUUCUUUCGAUACAUCAUCUACCUCAUCCCGGGCGCUGCCCUGCUCCUCGCUCCCGUCCUGCUCGGUACGUUUAGGUUCAAUGGAACCGAGCACGCCGUGGGCGGUACGGGAGGUGUCUACGUUAUGUGGUUUGGCAUCUGGCUGGAGAUUGUGUGGUGUUCGCUUUGGGUGACGCGAAUGAUUACGAAUCUCAUCCCGCCAUUAUUCCACGCCGUCGCCCGAGUCGUCGGAUCAACCAAUGCCCCCAAGUGGCGGGAUAUUGGCCAGCGUCUCGAGCUUCACACGGCCAUGUUUCUGUGGUUCCUGGCCAUCCUCGUCUCCUUCAAGCCGACCAUGGACAGCCAUCGCGCCCCCGUUCCGGACGGCGAGUCGGGAAAGGUUCACAUCCACUGGAUCAGCGUCGUCAACAAAGUCAUCAUUUCGCUGUUCGUGCUGGCGACCCUGAACUUUGUGGAAAAGAUUCUCAUCCAGUGGAUCGCCCAAAGCUUUCAUCAGCGAACGUACGCCACUCGCAUCGAAAACAACAAGGCAGACAUCCGCCAGCUGGUGUGCCUUUUCGAGUAUGCCAAAAAACAGCUUGAAAGCACAGAUAGCUUCUGGAAGGGCAGCGGUGGAAAUGCUUCCGGUAGCGGUAUGCAGACGCCCAUGAGAACUCUUCACAACAACGCCCGCCAUGUGCUGGGCAAGGUUGGCCACGUUGCGGGCAGAGUUGGCAACGAUAUUCUGGGCCGCAAAGGGGCCGACAACAACCAUCCUCGAAAGAUUGUAGCCGAGCUGCUACGCAACACCGCAUCGGCGCACACGCUUGCACGCCUCAUCUAUCGGAGUGUAGUACGCGAGGGCCGCGAGACGGUGCAUCUGGAGGACCUGCAGGUUGCCUUUGAGAGUAUGGAGGAGGCUGAGGCGGCUUUCAGCAUGUUCGACAAGGACAUGAACGGCGACAUCUCCAUGGACGAGUUCGAGGCCGUGUGCAACGAGAUCCAUUUGGAGAAGAAAGCUAUUGCCGCAUCUCUCAAGGACCUCGAUUCCGUGAUUAAGAAGCUCGAUAAGGUCUUCCUUUUCCUCAUUGUGGUCAUCGCCAUCAUCGUCUUCGUCGCCAUUCUCUCCGACUCGACAGCCGCCGGCCUUGCAUCUGCGGGCUCUUCCAUCCUCGGCCUGGCAUGGAUGCUCCAGGCGACGGCCCAGGAGUUCCUGCAGUCCAUCAUCUUCGUGUUUAUCAAGCACCCAUUCGAUGUGGGCGAUCGGGUUACCAUCUACGGCAACACUGGAGCGACGCUGACGGGCGACGACUAUUAUGUCACAGAGAUCUCGCUGCUCUACACCGAGUUCAAGAAGAUGCAGGGUCACAUUGUUCAGGCCCCAAACUCGAUCCUCAACACCCUCUUCAUUCUCAACCAGCGGCGUUCCAAUGGCCUUUCGGAUGUCAUUCCCCUCGAGAUGCGAUUUGGCACACCGGGUCACCUGAUCGAGGAGCUCAAGGCUAGGAUGCUGGAAUUUGUCAAGAACAACAAGCGGGACUAUCAGCCGAGCAUCAUCACCGAAAUGACCGGCUUCAACCAAGUACGAUCGUGCACCAUGAACAUGGUCUUUUUCCACAAGAGCAGCUUCCAAAAUGAGCUUCUUCGACUGAACCGGCAUAACAAGUUUGUCACGGAACUCAUGUAUCAGAUGGUCCAGGUGGGCAUUGAGGCGCCGCUGCGGGUCGAUCCUGGCGGUAGUCGCGAGCAUCCUCUGUACUGGGCAAAUCUGCCUGCACCGCCCGCAUACAACAACAACCCCAACCCCAACGAUGGCACGCCUCAGGGUCGUCCUCGAGCCUCCUCUAGCACUCGCAGUAUUCGAAGUGUGCCGAACCAGGAGCCUGUCACGGGAGGGUUCCAAGACGUGUUCGAGAAACGACGAGAACACGUCCACAUGCAGAGAAUGGCCAGCAUUCGCGAGAAGGAGAGAGGACUUCAGGAGGAGGAGGAAGCAACUGCUCGUGCGUCCACCACGGCGCUUGCCCCUGUCACAUCGGCCGACUCUCAGACGCAAUCACGGUCUCGCAUCUUUGGACGCGCACGAAGUGGGACGAGGAGCGCCCAAAGCAAUAGGGACAUGGUCUAA
Molecule: messenger RNA, 2496 nt
Organism: Trichoderma citrinoviride
Lineage: Eukaryota; Fungi; Ascomycota; Sordariomycetes; Hypocreales; Hypocreaceae
Exons: 1
Coding region: 1-2496 (831 amino acids)
Biological process (GO): calcium ion transmembrane transport; intracellular calcium ion homeostasis
Cellular component (GO): membrane
Molecular function (GO): calcium channel activity; calcium ion binding
Source: RefSeq, a predicted model, not a curated record